Molecule: messenger RNA, 774 nt
Organism: Saccharomyces kudriavzevii IFO 1802
Lineage: Eukaryota; Fungi; Ascomycota; Saccharomycetes; Saccharomycetales; Saccharomycetaceae
Gene: UTP23
Product: rRNA-binding ribosome biosynthesis protein UTP23
Exons: 1
Coding region: 1-774 (257 amino acids)
Cellular component (GO): small-subunit processome; nucleolus
Molecular function (GO): small ribosomal subunit rRNA binding
Source: RefSeq, a predicted model, not a curated record
AUGCGUCAAAAGAGAGCCAAAUCGUAUAGAAAACAACUUCUUGUUUACAGCCACACUUUUAAAUUUCGCGAGCCGUACCAGGUUCUGGUUGAUAAUCAACUAGUAUCAGAGUGCAGUGGUUCUAAUUUCAAUCUACCGAGUGGAUUGAAAAGAACGUUGCAAGCAGACGUAAAAGUUAUGAUCACACAGUGUUGUAUACAAGCGUUGUAUGAAACUAGAAAUGAAGGUGCAAUUGAUUUGGCAAAACAGUUCGAAAGACGUCGUUGUAAUCAUUCCUUUAAAGACCCAAAAUCACCAGCUGAGUGUAUCGAAAGUGUUGUUGACGUCAACGGUGCAAAUAAACAUAGAUAUGUAGUUGCUUCUCAGGACAUACAUCUGAGAAGGAAGCUGAGGACCGUCCCAGGUGUUCCGCUAAUCCAUUUAACCAGAUCUGUCAUGAUCAUGGAGCCACUUAGUACGGCGAGUGCUAAGGAAAGCAAGAAGACCGAAGAACAGAAAUUGUUUAAAGGGCUCAACGACCCAAAUGUUGAAAAAACAGAAAAAGUUAGUAGUGAAUCAGGGAAGGAAUCCGCGCCCAAGAAAAGGAAGAUUGGCCCAAAGGCUCCUAAUCCACUAAGUGUAAAAAAAAAAAAGACUAGUCAACCUAGUAAUGAGACGAAAGGCGAGGAUGACGCUUUUAAAGAGAAGAAAAGAAGAAGGAAACAUAAAAGUAGCACUAAUAAAUCCGCAAUAAACGGGACGACAGUGCUGCAAGUUCAACCCUCUUCAGAUUAG